Bursaphelenchus okinawaensis is the source of this 2177-nucleotide messenger RNA. NCBI's taxonomy places the organism in Eukaryota, Metazoa, Nematoda, Chromadorea, Rhabditida, Aphelenchoididae. The record is from the annotation of a GenBank genome assembly.
AUGUUCUCAAAAACAUUUCUUCGAUCUUCCAAGGUAAGUGUAAUAUGAGCUGUGACUUUGCCCGGGCAACACGUUGCUUCUUGAAGAGAAGAUUUUGUUUUAAAAUCGGUUUGUAGUUUGUUUCAUUAUUUUAAAAGUUAUAGAUAAUAUAAAAUAAUGUUUUUUGCUGAUUUUCAAAACUUUAUCAGGCUUAUGUAGGACGUUUCUUUCAGACAUUGCGAACAUCUGUUCGGACGCUUAUGCUUCAUGAGCACUGUGGUGUAGGCUUACUUCAAAAGGCCGGAAUUAACGUGCCACCAUUCGGCGUAGCUACAUCAGCUGAAGAAGCUUAUGAAAAGGCCAAGUCGAUCGGUGAGUUAAGGUUGUCUUGAUUUAUAUUUGACUUUUAGGAGGUAAGGACUAUGUUGUCAAGGCCCAAGUGUUGGCUGGAGGUCGUGGUAAGGGAAAGUUUGACUCUGGGCUCGAAGGAGGUGUCAAGAUCGUCUACACGUAUGUUAUUCUUGUUUUUGUUUGUAUUUUAGUGUAACUUUGACGGAUAAGGGAAAUGGAAGACGUGUAAAGCGUAUAAUGAUCCAAACAUAGAGCAACGUUUUUUUAUUUUGACGUUUUAGGCCAGAAGAAGCUCGUGAAAUGGCCAAGAAGAUGAUUGGAUAUCAUCUCCAGACUAAGCAAACUGUUGGUGAAGGUCCAUUAUGUGAAAAAGUGAUGGUCGCCAAGAGAUUGUUCACUCGUCGUGAAUACUACUUUAGUAUCACGUUGGACAGAGUCACUAACGUAUGUUACUUUUAUAUUUUGCGGUAGUUUUAUAACUAUAAUGUAAAAUAUUAAAUACUAACAAUUUUAAGCAUUGUAAACUUGUUUUGGUGUUUAUAAAAGUCAAAAUCUUGGUUUCAGGGACCAAUUCUGAUUGGAUCGUCUCGUGGUGGUAUGAACAUUGAAGAAGUUGCUGCUACAGAGCCGGACGCUAUCAUCAAAGUGCCAAUUGAUAUUAACCAUGGAGUUGAUGACAAGAUCGCUCAAGAUUUGGCUCAGAAAAUGGGAUUUGCUGUAAGCUUAGUAUAAAUUAUGAUUUUGAAACUUUAGGGAUGUUGGUGUUACUUUUAUAAUGGAAUUGUAUUUUGUUUUUAUGAAACUUCUUAUAUCAGAUUAUUUGGAGUUUGACAGACGGUAUAAUCGCGUUUUUUAGGAAUCUUCUCGUGACCAAGCUGCUGACAUUAUCAAAAAGCUGUACAAUGUCUUCCUUCAAUCUGAUUGCAGUCUGCUCGAGAUCAACCCACUUUCAGAAGAUGUUGAUGGUAAUGUAGUGUGCAUGGACUGUAAAGUCAACUUGGAUUCAAACGCCGUCUUCCGACAGAAGGAGUUGUUUGCUUUGAAGGACGAGAAACAAGAAGAUCCUCUCGAAGUUCGUGCUGGCAAAGCUGAUCUUAACUACAUUAGAUUAGAUGGCAACAUUGGAUGUUUAGGUAGGAUAUUGUGUGGUAUUUGUUUUAAAAUGAUUAUCUUGAUGUUUUUUUUAUAUCUUUUGGGAUUUCUUUUAAAAUCUAUGCCAAUAUUGUUUAGUGAAUGGAGCCGGGUUAGCCAUGGCUACGAUGGAUAUCAUCAAGCUUCACGGUGGAGAACCAGCGAACUUCUUGGAUGUUGGAGGUGGCGCUACUGUAGAACAGGUGACGGAAGCCUUCAAGAUCAUCACAGCUGACAAGACAAAAGUAAACGCCAUCUUGGUCAACAUCUUCGGUGGUAUUAUGCGUUGUGAUAUCAUUGCUCAAGGUAUCAUCAAGGCCGCUACUGAACUCGACUUGAAGAUCCCUAUUGUUGUUCGUCUACAGGGUAAGACUAGAAUGUUAUAUUAGAGUUCUGAUGUUUUGUCUUAUUAUUAUUUGUCUUUUACAUUUUCUAGUUGAAGAUGAUUGUAUUAAAUUAUUUUUUACAUUUGUAUAUUCUUUCUAACUUUAUAUAUUAAAAUGUAUCCGUCACAUUGUACAUAAGACCACUAAAUAACAUUUCCAUCUUCAGGAACCCAAGUCGAAGACGCCAAAGCCCUGAUCGCCAACUCCAAAAUGCGGAUUCUGGCCUGCGAUUCCCUGGACGAAGCCGCCAAGAUGGUCGUGAAGUUGUCCUCCAUCGUUGGCCUAGCCAAAGCCGCAUCGGUCGAUGUCAAGUUCGAGCUCUCAAUCUAA